Molecule: messenger RNA, 1955 nt
Organism: Vitrella brassicaformis
Lineage: Eukaryota; Vitrellaceae
Source: the annotation of a GenBank genome assembly
AUGCUGGUACGCUUGCGUUGUAUCUACCAGGUCCACUAUUGCACCAACUACGCAGCCAAGAUGGAGCUGCCAAUCUCUGAGAUGGUGGCUGUGAUUGCUGCUGGCUUCAAGCGAUAUCAAGAGCGAUACGGCGACGAUGACAGCGAUGAUGUGCGAGAGCAGUGCUUCAAGCUCGUGCGGUCCAUUCACAACAUGAUCAAGUCGAAGACACAAUUCUCAGCUCCCCAAGUCGCAAUGAUCCUUCUCGGCCUGGGCAAGAAGGGAGAGAAGUAUGUGUCGCACGACUUUCAGCCUCUAGUUCUUUCUUCAUUCCUAGCGCACCUUGACCGUCACUUUGCUGGUGACACGCUCGCGGCUGAGCCGACACACACCGAGCAGGAGUCGUACACGAUCACCCUGCAACAAAAGGGAAGAGGGCCGAGACAGAUCGUUCUGAGCAAUCAAGUGGAUGACUAUAUUCAUCGUCCCACCAGCAGAGAGCUACAAGACGGCCGCCAGUUCCUCGUAGCGCGUGUGGGAGAUGAGGUCGGAGACGCCAGUAAAGUGGCUCUGCCACCGAAGCUGACGGGUUUGACGGCUUUCACCGACGUCGAGAUGAAGGACGUUUAUCUCUACCAGUUCAUGGAGGCCUUCUUUGCAAUGCGCCUGACGAAAGCGGAGAUGGACAGCGAGGAAAAGAGGGAGAAAAUGAAAGAAAAAUGAAAGAACUUCGAGGAUGUCCAUCGAUCAGAGGAAGACGCCAAAAUCUAUCGAUACCUGCGUGACAAGGAGAGCGAGCAUGUCACAUCACUCGCAGAAGAGACCCAGAAGUUCCUCAAUGACCAAUACGACCGCCUGUACGCCAAGAACAGGGAGACUGAAGAUGACGUGUUGCAGCUGCUGGGGCUCGCCUACCUGUCUGGCCUCACUGGCGGCAAGAAAACCUUCUCUCACAUGGAGAUCCUGGCGUCAUCGCUCGCUCGACCGACGACAGAAGACAGCCCGCAGAUUGCCGCUCCUGCGGCGCCCGUGUUGAAGGCGUGCUUCGCUAAGUAUAUCAAUGCAUCGCUGGAUGCAGUUGGGUGUGAACCUAUUGAUAUCGAAACAGCAACAGAGGUGAGAUGAUGAUAAGUAUGAGUGCAUUAUGCAUUGUAUCAAUCUAAACUGUCUGUCUCUCUGGUGCGUGCAUCUCUGUGUACCUUGCAUUGAAGGCGUUGUCGAAGACCUCUCUCGAUGACCGUCAUUCAGCAUGUCAAUCAAAUGGAAGCCGUCAGGAUCAACUCAACGAUGACCUGCAGCAGCAACGGAAGAAGCUUUGUGGAAUCGGCCACAGCCACGGCACGUCAGAUGAAGCAAGCCUCUUGAGUAGCUUCUCCUCAAAUCUCUUCACACACGGUGGUCACUCGAUGGAUGCUGCCGACCUCACUCGACUGCUGGCGCAGCCGGCGUCCGCAUUCAAGCCGCCUGAGACGGGCGACGACAAGAACCGUGAAGACCUCCUCUGUACAGUGGCGAGCCGUUGCCAAUUGAACGAAGAGCAGAUGCGGGCGUUCCAAAUUAUCUGCAGCCACUUGCUGAACCACUACAAAGACCUGCAGGACAACAAAUACGUCACGCCAUUGCGCAUGUGCCUGACCGGCGAGGGCGGCACCGGCAAAACACACGUCAUCAAAGCUGUGAAGGCCUAUUUUGCUGAACUGCAAUGCCGACAUUGGCUGCGCCUGGCAGCACCUACCGGCGUGGCUGCAGAUAAUAUCGGAGGCUCGACCCUCGAUUCGCUCCUGCACAUCUUCGAUGACUUCAAGAGCGGCGACAAGAGGCUGCGGCGCCAAGCGGUGAAGCAGCAGACAAUCGAUGGUGACCGCAUUUGCAGAGAGGAGUCUUGGAAGCACAUCCAUUACAUGAUAGUCGACGAGAUCUCUUUCGUCAAUCGCCAGAAGCUCGACAAUUGUCUGACCGAACGUGUUUUUUCUUAA